UUUAUUUAUCUUUUAUUAUUUAUUUCUUUAUUAUUCAUAUAUUCUUAGUUGAUAAUAGUAUUAGUAUUCUUUGUUUUAAAGUAUAGAUAAUCUAUUAUUUUUUUUUUUAAAUUCUAUUUUAAUUGUUAAUAAAAAAUAUUUUAUCGAUAAGUAUGACAAUAAUAAAAAAGUUUCUUGAGUUUAGGUAUUAAAAGCUUCAACUUAUUAAAAGCAUAGCAAAAUAUAUAAGAUGUUCAAAAUUAUGGAUAAAAUAACAUCGUGCGAAGAUAGAGAGUUUCUCUCCAUUUCGAAGAUAGCAUUUAGAAAAUUCAUUAAUUAUUUGUUUUUUAUAAAAUUUUCUUUACUUCUAAAUUUGAAUCUAGAACUUUAAAUAAAUUUUUCAUCAAUUUUAAUAUAAAAUUUUUUUCAAUUAAUUAUUUCUUAACAAUUAAUACAUCAUAGAAAUUAAUAAUGAAAAAAUUGAAGAUGCCAUAUUAAAAAUUCAUUAAUUUCUCAUAUAUGUAAUAUAUUAUUUUCUACUAAAAAUUUUGGUACUUUCAAAUUCAUAUUUUGAAAUUAGAAUUUCAAUGAGAUUUUCAAUUUUUAUUUUUAUUAUUAUUAUUACAAAAUUCUCUUUAAUAAAUAAUUUAUUGUCAAUUAAUGUAUUAUAUCGAAUCAAUUAAUAAUACACAAGAUUUAUUAAUUUCUCAUUACUAUAAAAUUUAUUUUUAAAUAUGAUUAUAUACAUUUAAAAUUUAUAGGUUUAUAUAUAAAUUUUACUUACAAUUUUACUAUGAUUUAAAUAAAUAAAUUAAUUAUUUGAUACUUAAUUAUGUAUUAGAGACUUGUGCUUAAGAUUCUAAAAAAAAUUUGCAUUAAAAUCAAUACAAAGUUGCUUAAAACUCUUGUAAACUUAGAAAUAUUGAAAUUUUAAGUAGAAAACUAUAUAAUUAAUGAUUUUUUUAUAUAUCAUCCUUAAAAAUAUUAAUGUUUUUGAUCCUUUUCGAAUAAUAAUGUCUGUAACCUUGUAUCCUUGCAUAAUCUGCUAUGCUAACAACAAAUCGAAGCUUCAGAUUCAAACGUGAACCGGUGUUGAUCGAAAACUUUUGAUUCGUUGCUUUUAUCAGUAAAAUUAUUUUAUUAGAAUGGAAUUUGAAAUGUGGAAAAGAAAUGUAUUAAAUUAACUAUAAUUCAAAAAUUUUUUAAGUGAAAAUGUAUAUAGAAAUGUAAAGAUGAAUAAUAAGAUUAUAUAUAUUAAUGUAUAAAUAUGUAUUAAUUUAUUUUUAAUUUAAAUAUAAUAAAAUAUAAAUAAAAAUAAAUAGAAGUGCGAAUUUUAUUUAGAACAAUGCUAUCGAUAAUUCACUUUCCGAUAAUUCGAAUUUAUUUUUUUAUUAUUUAUUAUCUGAUAAAGCAUUUUUAAAAGAUACAAUUGAAUAAUGUCAUAUUCUUUAUUUAUUUUCAUUUCACGAAUAAUUAUUUUAGCUGAUAAAAUAAUAAGAAAAAAGUAAUAUUUAAAAAUAAUAUAAAAAAAUAAUAGCAUAACUUAAUAUUAUAUUUAAGAAUUUUUAUUCAUAAUUCAGUUGAAGAUAAUACUUUUAAUGUACAUUAUAUUAUAUAAUAUCCUUUUUAUGAAUCUUUUAUAAAAUUUGGUACAUAUUUUAUAUGUACAAUUUUCAUAUAUUGUACAUCAUAUAUAUCACAAAAUAAAUAUAUUAAAAAGAAUUAUUUGUAUUGAAUUAUUUUUUUUUAUAUUAAUUUCAUUUUUUGAUUUAUUUCUUAUUAAUCUGUUUUGAUAAAAUCAAAAUGAUAAAUUCUUUAAUCUGAUAAGAAUAUAAUAAUGAUAAUAUAGUAUUUCAGUUUUAAUGAUGUAUAAUGAAUGAUUUAUAAUUUAUUUAAAAAAUAAGUAUUUUAUAUAAAUUUAAUAUAAUGAGAAAAUUUAAAAAAAAAAAUUAAUAGUAUUAAAAAUUUAUUAAAAAAUUAAGAAAAAAUUACUAAAUGAGCAUUGCAAUAUUACUUUCACUUUAUUCACUUAAUCCAUAUGGUAACAAAAGGUAUUAUAUACGCGAAGAAAAAUUUUUAUACAGAUAUUUUUUCAUAUAAAAAAUUAAUAAACAAUGGAAUUUUCUCAAUUAGAAAAUAUUGUUAAUAUCAAUUAUAUGAAAAAAUCCAGUGAUAAUAUUCAAUAUGGAACAGCUGGUUUUAGAACAAAGGCAGAUAUUCUAGGACAUGUUUUAUAUAGAAUGGGAUUAUUAGCAGUAUUAAGAUCUAAAGUUAAAAAUGCUGCAAUUGGUUUAAUGAUUACGGCAAGUCAUAAUCUUGAAUGUGAUAAUGGUGUAAAACUUAUAGAUCCAGCUGGUGAAAUGUUAGAAGCAACUUGGGAACAUAUAGCUACUAACUUAGUUAAUACAGAAGAUUUAAAUUUAGUUUCUAUGAUAAAGCAUAUUAUAAAAGAACAAAAUAUUAAUAUGUCUAUAAAUGCAACUGUAAUAACUGGUAGAGAUACUAGAAAAAGUAGUCCAGCAUUAUUAAAUGCUGCUAUUACAGGAAUUCAAGCCUUAAAUGGAAUUGUAAAAGAUUUUGGUAUAGUUACAACUCCUCAAUUGCAUUAUCUAGUUGUAUGUAUUAAUACAGAUGGUAGUUAUGGUAUGCCUACAUUACAUGGUUAUUAUGAAAAAUUAUCAGAAGCAUUUAAACAUAUAAGAAAAGAUAAAAUUAAUAAUGAGCAGUAUAUCGCAGAAUUAUUAUUAGAUGCUGCUAAUGGUGUUGGAGCUAUUGCUACAAAAGAAUUUCAAAAUUAUCUAGGAAAAACAAUUGCAAUUAAUAUGUAUAAUGAUGGAAAUGGAGAAUUAAAUUAUAUGUGUGGAGCUGAUUAUGUCAAAGUGCAUCAAGCACCACCGGUAAAUAUUCCUAUUAAAUCAAAUGUUAGAUGUGUAUCCAUAGAUGGUGAUGCAGAUAGAAUAAUUUAUUUUUAUCUGGAUAAAAAUGAUAAAUUUCAUCUUUUGGAUGGUGAUCGAAUAGCAACACUUAUUGCCACAUAUCUUAAAGAACUUUUACAAGAAAGUCAUUUAUCAUUUCAAAUUGGCUUAGUACAAACAGCAUAUGCCAAUGGUGCUUCUACUGAUUACAUUUCAAAUAUAUUGCAAAUUCCAGUUUCUUGUGUUUCAACUGGUAUUAAAUAUCUACAUAAUAAAGCAUUAGAAUUUGAUAUAGGAAUAUAUUUUGAAGCAAAUGGUCAUGGAACAGUACUUUUUAAAGAAACUACUAUCGAAGCAAUUAAGAAAGCUAUUAUAAAUUCAAAACGGUCUAUAAAAGAGAAAGCAGCUGCCUCUAAAUUAAAAAAUAUAAUAGAUAUAAUUAAUCAAACAGUUGGAGAUGCUCUUAGUGAUUUAUUAUUAGUAGAAACAAUUUUGCAUGCAAAAGGUUGGAAUAUUAUGGAAUGGGAAAAAAUGUACACAGAUUUACCAAAUAAACAAUUAAUGAUAAAAGUUAAUGAUAAAAAUGUUAUAACAACAACUAAUGCAGGAAGACAAUGUUUAACACCUGAAGGAUUACAAGACGAAAUUGAUAAAGUAAUAUUGCGAUAUAAAAGAGGACGAUCUUUUGUAAGACCAUCAGGAACUGAAGAUGUAGUACGAAUAUAUGCAGAAUGUGAAAAUUUAUACGAUCUUAAUAAAUUAAUUAUUGAUGUGGCAUCAUUAGUAUACAAAUAUGCAGGUGGAAUUGGACCUAAACCUCAAUUUGAAUAAUAAAUAAUUUUAUAUUGUUUACGAUAUAAAAAUAACAUUUGUAUUAACAUUUAAUUUUUAUAUAUAAUAAUUAUAAUUUUUAUAAAUUUAUUAUAAAUUUACAAAAUCUUUACAAAAAUGUCUUUUAUUAAUUUAUUAAAAAUUACUAUAUUUUUUAUAAAGAAACAUUAUAUAAUAAAUAAUAAAUAUUCAUAAAGUACAAAUAUGAAAAUUAAGAUCAUAUAUACUAUAUAUAAAAAAUAUAUGUAUAUAAAAACCAA
Messenger RNA from Apis cerana (Asiatic honeybee), 3985 nucleotides. It is a transcript of the gene nst, whose product is annotated as phosphoglucomutase 3-like protein nst. NCBI's taxonomy places the organism in Eukaryota, Metazoa, Arthropoda, Insecta, Hymenoptera, Apidae. Gene Ontology annotation, molecular function: phosphoacetylglucosamine mutase activity. Gene Ontology annotation, biological process: carbohydrate metabolic process; UDP-N-acetylglucosamine biosynthetic process. The record is from RefSeq and is a predicted model, not a curated record.